Messenger RNA from Neoarius graeffei (lesser salmon catfish), 1962 nucleotides. It is a transcript of the gene panx2, whose product is annotated as pannexin 2. Gene Ontology annotation, molecular function: channel activity. Gene Ontology annotation, biological process: monoatomic cation transport; positive regulation of interleukin-1 production. The transcript is spliced from 5 exons. The record is from RefSeq and is a predicted model, not a curated record. NCBI's taxonomy places the organism in Eukaryota, Metazoa, Chordata, Actinopteri, Siluriformes, Ariidae. The coding region runs from base 1 to 1962 and encodes 653 amino acids.
AUGCAGAACCUCUUUGACCAGAACUUAGACAUGGCCACCGCUCUGCUUGCAGGGGAGAAGCUGAAGGAGUUGAUCCUGCCUGGUUCCACGCAGGAUGAGAAGGGAGGUGCACUAGCUGGACUCAUGGUUCAGCUCAAACUGGAGCUGCCCUUUGACCGAGUUGUCACCAUAGGAACGGUCAUCAUCCCCAUCUUAUUAGUCACUCUGGUCUUUACAAGGAACUUUGCAGAGGAGUCAAUAUACUGUUACACCCCACACAAUUUCACACGUGACCAGGCCCUCUAUGCCAGAGGUUACUGCUGGACAGAGUUACGUGAUGCUGUUCCUGGGGUUGAUCCUAAACUCCGACCCUCUCUGUUUGAGCAUAAGUUUCUGCCCUAUGCUCUGCUAGCAUUUGCUGGUAUUAUGUAUAUUCCAGCACUAGGCUGGGAGUUCCUUGCCUCCACACGCCUUACCUCUGAACUCAACUUUCUCCUCCAAGAGAUUGACAACUGUUACCACCGUGCCGCUGAGGGCAGGGCACCCAAGAUUGAGAAGCAGAUUCAGUCCAAAGGGCCUGGGAUCAGUGAGCGUGAGCGGCGAGAGAUCAUUGAGAAUGCAGAGAAAGAGAAAAGCCCAGAGCAGAAUCUUUUUGAAAAAUAUCUAGAGCAGCGAGGUCAAAGUAACUUUUUAGCCAAGCUUUAUCUAGCCAGACAUUUAGCCAUCAUCUGUCUCAGUUCCAUUCCCAUCACCUACUUGAGCACAUACUAUGCCUGGCAGCGGCAAAACGAGUUCACGUGCAUGCUGGGUGAGCUACCUGACAUCAGCAGCAUCCCUGAGUUGCACCUGAGUGUGAACUGCAAGCUGCCAGCUGUACAGCUCCAGCGCAUUAUGGCUGCUGUAGACAUUGCACUGCUCUGCACCGUGAACCUCAUCAUUUUAGUUAAUCUACUGCAUCUGUUCGUGGUGCGUAAAUCCAACUUUGUAUUCGACAAGUUGCACAAAGUUGGCAUCAAGACACGGCGGCGUUGGCAGAAGUCUCAGUUUUGCGAUAUUAACAUCCUGGCCAUGUUCUGUAAUGAAAACAGGGACCACAUCAAGUCUCUAAACAGGCUGGAUUUCAUCACCAAUGAGAGUGACCUUAUGUAUGACAAUGUGGUGCGACAGUUAUUGGCUGCAUUAGCUCAGUCUAACCAUGAUGCCACACCAACUGUUAGAGACUCUGGGAUUCAGACACUUGACCCCAGCAUGGAUCCUUCUGUACUUGGGGUUGGAGAAAUGGGAGUAGAGACAGUUAUCAAAAGACCACGGAAGAAGAUCAAGUGGAUCCCUACAUCUAACCCUCUGCCACAGCCAUUUAAAGAACCUCUAACUUUGACCCGGUUGGAGAACAGCAUAAAAGCAGAAAAACCUAAACCUAUGCGGAGGAAGACCGUAGCAGAUACCAUCAUUGCUCCUUUACUGGACACCAAAAGCACACAGCAUCCUCCUAAAGAAACCAACAAUGGGACAGAGAAAAAGCACACUCGCAAUUUCUCCCUGGAUAUCCAUCCGUACAUAUCAACCAUCCAGAAGCCUAAAUCAGAAAUGAAUGAUCCACAGCCCCCAGCUGCUGAGCAUCAUUUGGAAACUACAUACAUCGAGGGCACGCACACUAUUGUUCAUGUCUCUUCAACACUCACUGAAAAGAAUGACCCUCCUCCUCAAUCAACCACCAGUGCAUUUUCCACCGUGACCCUGUCCACCACCUCUUAUAUGAAUGGAGGAACAUCGAGUUUGCCUCCUUCUGAAUCACCCAAAACCAAUGAGCCUCUCAAACCAAACCUAGAGCCUGUGAGUCAGCCUGCAUCCUACAGCUGUAACCCCUCACAUCCUCUGCUCAGCAUCCAUCACACUCUCUAUGAAGAGGAGGAGGAGGAGCAAGCCCACAGGGACAACCUGGUGGAAAGACCUGGUGAGCUCAUCGCUGCCGGAGAGUGCUGA